AUGAAUCAACAUUCUCUCGACAAACAUCAUGUUCAUCAAGCCAUCCAAGCAGUCGCCAGACCUGCACCCGCCGAGCCUCCUUCGUCCGCACGUACGCGUGUCGACCCUCUCAAUUACCGCGGCAUCACAUACUCUAGGAUUUCUGAUGUGGGACGGGAUGACCUUCUUCGUCGACUCGCGGGUCUCUGUCACUCAGAGCAGCGCCUUGUCAAGGAAGGCCAUCGUAUGCCACCCACGACCUAUCUUCCCUGCCCCGACACGGACUCGUCUAAGCCAAAGUUUGCGGCUAUCGUUCUGGACUGCGAAAUGGCCGGUACCGUCGAAGGGCAAAAUGAGCUCAUCCAUUUAACCUUGGUUGAUUUCGUGUCGGGUGACGUGCUGCAAAACUGCCUGGUCAACCCCUCAAAGCCAAUCAGAAACUGGCGGGAAGACAUCACUGGCAUCAGCGCCGCAGGUAUGCAGCAAGCUGUCGCGAAGAACGAGGCCUUGCACGGCUGGAAGGCUGCUCGAGAUGAGCUCUGGCGGUUCGCCGACGAAGAAACCAUCCUCAUCGGACAGUCGAUCCAUCAUGAUCUUAAAGCACUGCACACCUACCAUUCCAGAAUCGUCGACUCGGCUAUCAUCACUGCCGAUGCUGUACUGCGGAGUGGGUCUAGGAUACGGAAGAGAUGGGGUUUAGAGACCCUCUGUCGCGAGCUGCUGGGCAUCCAGAUCCGUCAAUCUUCUCAAACAGGCGACGGUCUAGCCCACGACGCGCUGGAAGAUGCGCUUGCGGCGAGGGAGCUGAUCGUCUUGUGUACUCUCAAACCAGAACGGCUGGAGAUCUGGGCUUGCGCGGCGAGGAAGGCUUUUUUUGAGAAGAGUGACAGCAAGUCCAAGAAACUUCGGGCAGGCAGCAAUCAACGCAAGAGGGUUUCUCAGCAAAAGGCCAGGGAGCAGGAGGACAUUGAUGAGAUGCUGACAUGGGAAGAUGUGGUAGACUAUGAGAUAUGGCCGAAGUCGCCUCCGGACUCAGACUAG
This is a messenger RNA of Colletotrichum destructivum, 1020 nucleotides long. RefSeq names its product Putative ribonuclease H-like superfamily, exonuclease, RNase T/DNA polymerase III. Gene Ontology annotation, molecular function: nucleic acid binding; exonuclease activity. The coding region runs from base 1 to 1020 and encodes 339 amino acids. Gene Ontology annotation, biological process: rRNA processing; ribosomal large subunit assembly. Gene Ontology annotation, cellular component: nucleus. Lineage: Eukaryota; Fungi; Ascomycota; Sordariomycetes; Glomerellales; Glomerellaceae. The record is from RefSeq and is a predicted model, not a curated record. The transcript has a single exon.